CUCCCCCAUCUAUGGUCCAUCCCCGCGCCCUCCCAGUCCCUCCUCGCCUAUCCCAAACGGAGCAUCCACGAAUGAACGCGCCGCGCUUUGGUUUAACGGUGUGGUGCUCCGGAUUCUUUUGUGCAGCUCUUACUUUCAGCACCGAACAUUGAUGAGGGUACGAAGCCCAAAAUGUGCUUCAUUUCCCUCAGAUAAACGCCUCGGGUGGACGACGGAAUGAUUUAACGAGAAUUCAUCAAGCGAGAAUACGGUUUUUGGUGGAUCUUUACCAGCUGAAGGAAGACAAAACGAGGGCAAGGAGGAUUAUUUUGUGUAAAUACCUGUGGAAAUCGGUUACGGUAGGCUGCGAUAUAUAUACAACGAGCAAAGGAAGCACCCUGAGGGCACGUUUAUUAUUGUUGACAGGGAAAAUACCGUCGCCUAUAUUCGUAUUUUCCUUCAGCCGAAAUAUAUAACCUCUGAAUAUAGUCUUAAAUGGGAAUGUAGUUGAAAUUAAUUCAUUUAUAUAUAAUGUGUGACGCACGAAUGAUGAAUUAUUAGCUAUCAUUAUAGACUGUUAGACAUAUGCCUUGAUGUUUAACAGUUGGAAAUACAGGCGCCUUGACAAAAUUACCAGAUGGCAUGAGCCAUAACUACAUCCGGCCAUAGUAAACACUUGCUGCAUGUGCUAGCAACUUCAUAUGCAUUUAUUUAAUCAAAAGACAAGGAUUAAAUCUAUGUUUUCAAUGUCAAUUGCAAUGUAAAUCUCCUCACAUCACACAUUUAGCAGCCCAUUCCUCAUCAUAAUUGGCUGUACGCCUAUAACUUCAAGUAGGAAUUGAUCAUUGGAGAUUUCUCUGUAAGUUCACACAUUAACAUAAGCAAUAAUCCACAAAAUACACAUGUAAAUAUUGUUUAUUCUAAAAGGGAGUGACUGAAUGUAAGUUUGCACAAAGCCAAAGACACAUAAUCAUGAACUAAAUCUAUUUUCUAUUUGUGUCAAAGAUUGCAUUGCUAAAAAUCAUCAGGUUAAACCACCCAACAUAAAUGCAUAUCCCAAAAUCCUUAGUUAAGCUCACUCGUCUUCCAUUAUCUACAUGCAUUUCUCAUUAAAACCUCAACAGCAAGUCUUCCGCUGUCAAGACAAUAGCACAUAUCUAACAAAAUCUAGUUUAUGAAAUUAAAUAUUGAUCAGAGUAUAACAUAUACUGUAUUUUAGAAAAUUAGACAUUGAUCAGAGAAUUUUAAUCACUAUAUUCAUAUCUAUUAUUAAGAAUGCACUUGGGAGUAUUUAAAUAGGGAAAGAAGAAGAGGUAGUGAUUGAAACUUGAGUCCUCAGCUCAUUUUUCGUUCGUGGAGUAACUGAAUACUCUGUGUGUGGACUUAUUGAAGGGAUCGUGUGCACAGAGGGCGUCACAUAUCUCAAACUCUCUCACUGAACUCCUCAUCACAACACUCAUCUGCAGGAACAAGAGCAAGCAUCCUCAGGAUCUGAACUGAACAGUAAAACCCACCAUCAUCUCCUUUCCCAAACUGUUUAAUAAGAGAUCCAAAGGACAUAUUGGAUUUGCAAUUGAUCUGCUGUCUCGUGGACUACUUGCCUCCUUCUCUUUAGUUUGAGUUUGUGAGUUUGUGAGUGUGUGUGUGUUUGUGUGUGAGUGGGAACGACAGAGACUCGACUCUGAAAACAAAGCCUGUGAAGAUGUCUGCACUGCGGCUUCUGUGGGUCCCUGCGCUGUUGUGUUUAACACAUGAGGUCAGAUUUGCAAAAAGGUGAUUGAUUGAGAUCGAUGCAGAUGCUUCUGUGGAAACUGCAGGGUGAAGUGUGAGAAAGAUACCUGGAAUCUCAGCUUGGCUCUGCUAUGGAGCGUGUGUGGAGGUCGACUCUGACACAGAGGCAGUGGCGGGAAAAGGCUUCAAACUGACCUGCAUCUCUUGCAAGAUGAGAGGAGAAGUGGUUGCCUCCGCCACGGUGGACUGGUGGUUCAUGGCCAAAGGCGAGAGUGAAUUCACACACAUCUACACUUAUGCAGAAAUGACAGCCAGCAUAACAGACGAGCGCUUUGAAGACCGCCUGGCCUGGAAUGGCAGUAAAAAAACAGACGACGUGCAGGACGGCUCAAUUUACAUCCUCAACGUCACCUUCAAUGACACCGGCACCUUUCGAUGCUUCUUCGACAGAAUCCUCAUCUUCCCCAACUAUGAGUACCACACCAACGCCACAAAGUUCAUCACCAUCAGCGUAGUAGGACAUGCAACCCGAGGGAUGGCGUCAAUCUUGUCUGAGGUGAUGAUGUACGUGUCCAUUAUCGGGCUGCAGUUGUGGCUGGUGGUGGAGAUGGUUUACUGCUACAGGAAGAUUGCAGCAGCCGGAGAGGAAGCGCUGAGAGAGAGCGAGGCGGAAUAUUUAGCUAUAACCUCUGAGAGCAAAGAUAACUGUGCAGGUGUAGCGGUGGCAGAAUAACACAGGUCUAAAAAAAGCCUCAAGCCAAAAGCUUGAAGCUCUGUCCAUCAUGACACGACCAACGGCCUCUCCGUCUCCCUCUCUGGCGCUCUGCCAAACCACAGGACCAUUGUUUGACCUUUGAGUUCGACUGUGACAGAGGCACCAUUAUAAACCAUCAGGGAAACACAGUCACACAUUACGUUAAAGGAAGUGUUUUGUUUUAAGGCACAUGAUGACCGCUCUGAGUUUAAAUGAAGAAUGCAGUAAUUGUAGCACUGCACAUAACAAAUCAUACCCAACAUGACUUGUACAUAUGUUUUAGCUCUUAACACCUGUAAUGCUUUUUCACAUCAAGAGAACUCCGCUUUAAAUGGGAUCAACAUAAGUCACUAAUAUAUAUCGACUGAGCCAGAGGACUUUAGACAUGUUAGAAACUGUGUAGUUCACUAGUAUAUUUACUGAGCCAGAACAGAAAAGAAUAUAUACACAACUAUAUACAGAUGAUCUAAAAAAAAAAAACUUGAAAUAUGUGAACACACAUCUAUAUAUCCUUAUUUAAAAGAUCAAAAACACAUGAAAGGGAAGAAAUAGCUAGAAAAUCAGAACACAUUGAUGUACAGUAUUAGGGGUGUAACGUAAUACACAUUCGCAACAGAAGCUUGUGUACCCAACAAAUGCUGCAUUAUUUUAACUACUAAAUGAGUAUGACAGCUUGUUGUUAUCUCCAUGGAAUUAAAACUUUUUAGCUCACAGUUCUGACUUUCUUAGCUAGAAACAAGUCUGAAAUGAGAUGUUGGAAUUGUGAUACCGACUCAGGACUGAGGGGAACUUCAGAAUUGUCAUGAGAACAGAAAUUUGCUUGUCUGUUUGGUUCUAUGGCGACAAAAAAAAGAGCAUCAUGAGAUCCUAAAACUAAUAACUACAGUUAUUUUA
This is a messenger RNA of Danio rerio (zebrafish), 3358 nucleotides long. The record is from RefSeq and is a predicted model, not a curated record. Lineage: Eukaryota; Metazoa; Chordata; Actinopteri; Cypriniformes; Danionidae.